Molecule: messenger RNA, 488 nt
Organism: Solanum tuberosum (potato)
Lineage: Eukaryota; Viridiplantae; Streptophyta; Magnoliopsida; Solanales; Solanaceae
Product: early nodulin-93-like
Exons: 3
Coding region: 61-345 (94 amino acids)
Source: RefSeq, a predicted model, not a curated record
UGAUAAAUUAAGAAGCAUUAUUAUUAUUCUUCGUAUAAUUUUUUUUUAUACAAGAUUAAAAUGGCCAAGAAUGUGAGUUUGGCUUCAAUGGAUCAAAAACUAGCUAUGGCUAAGCGCUGCUCUCAUGAAGGAGUAAUUGCAGGAGCAAAAGCAGCAGUUGUUGCCUCUGUUGCUACUGCCAUUCCAACAUUUGCUAUUGGGAAGAUGUUACCAUGGGCAAGAACCUAUCUAAAUCCAACUGCUAAAGCUCUUAUUGUCUCAACAGCUGCUGGAAUGGCAUAUUUUGUUGUAGCUGACAAAACUAUUCUCAAAACAGCAAGGCAAAACUCCUUCAAACAGGCCUAAUUAAGGCUCACAACUAAAUUAAUAAACUCUUUUAAGUAUUUUAGAAUAUAUGUAAUAAUUACUGUAAUUCCUAUUUAAGUAUUAUCAGAGAGAAUAGUGUACCAAAAAAAAAAAAAGGUAACUCUAUCUGUGUAUUAUUAACA